GACCGUAUAACUGCAAAGAUGGAUUCUAUUUCGAAGCACUGGGCAGCUGCAGAAUCAGCUCGUGGUCGCUUACCGGAGUUCUACCAAAACAAAUAUCUUACAAAGAGGGGCGACACGCUCAUAAAGCCCAGCACGCGGGACAUCUACAAGAUUCGCCGUCUCGCAAAAUGUAUGCUCCAUGAAGUUGGACAUUGGACAUCAUCCAAUAAAUUAUGGCAAGCGACCCUGGCGGUCGUCAAAGACACGUGCACAAAGUAUGAGUAUGGACGAUUGAUUCUUUUUCUUGCUUGUAAUCUGCGUUCAUCCUCCCACUCUAUCUCCUUCACCGGCUUCAUUCGGACGUCACUUGAGGAUGCGCUCGCGGGGGCGGGUUUUCCGAGUUACAGAUAUAUUCCUAGUCAACAGCUUGGAUGCGCCACUCGGAAGGCCUUCCCAGAGUUUAUCAAGCUGAAUGAAGUUCACUGCGCGACAGUACUAGAGUAUGACCUGGGCACAUACACGGCCGAGCUAGGCCGGAUGGCGCGCCACCAAGCUGCGAGACGGUUCUUUUAUUUGCACUUUGACAUCCGAGGCUCUAUCAAUAUCAAACCUCGUCGCAACCUCACCGGUAUUGGCGCCGGCUUGCAGACAAAUGCCGAUGUGCUGGCAUAUAUUAUGCAAGUGGGAAAACUCAGCCUGAGAGAUGUUCAACAUCUGUCACACGUGUCGAGGUCUGAGGGCUAUCCUCGUGGAGGAAGCAGAGCACAGAGUUCGAGCAGCAUUCAC
Messenger RNA from Dacryopinax primogenitus, 765 nucleotides. RefSeq lists its product as uncharacterized. The record is from RefSeq and is a predicted model, not a curated record. The annotation marks the transcript as partial. The transcript has 3 exons. NCBI's taxonomy places the organism in Eukaryota, Fungi, Basidiomycota, Dacrymycetes, Dacrymycetales, Dacrymycetaceae.